AUGUUAGCGUGCAAGCUGAUCAUUUUCGCCCUGUUUGGGCGGUUUGCGGUGGCGGAGUACUCUACAAGUUGGCUAGCUGCAUUGGGAUUUUUGCCUGGAAGGGAAGUCACCUUGGCCCCUCAGCGUAAUGCUGAUCCCUACACUGACGACAAGGUAUCUUGGUGUGUCAUGGGAAUGAGCUGUUCUUUGAAGGAGGAUGUAGACAAGUCCUAUAGUAAGAUGUCCCUCAUUGUAUCGAGGAGUGUGGCGCAUCCUACUAAUCACCCGUAUUAUACGGCGUAUAUCGUAAAGGGCAAAGAUCCCAACGCGGCUAGGAGCCGUGUUAUCGCGUUGUACAAUGGUCCGGAAACAACGGUGAGCACCGACCGUGACAGAACGAUUAAACAGAACCAAAUCAGUCUACGUUACACUUCACAGGCUUACAAUGGGUCUCACCCUUUGUCAGGCCUUGCGAACUACGGCAAUGAAAUGCUUCACAUCGUAUUUACACGAUAUACGUAUAGUUCUAAAAACUAUGAACAGUUGGCAAAGUUUUACUUGAUGAAGGCGCCUUCUGAUGUAUCUUAUCAAGUCGACAUAAAUGGUGAGGUGCGUGUGGUGAUGAAGGAUUUCGCUCCUGGGCCACUAAUUUUUCUUGGGUGCAAUCUUUCCCGUGUCAGAUUCCCACAACGGUUUCUGUUAAUCAUGCCAACAGUGAGUUGCGGUGCCGACAGAGUUGCCGUUGGUCAGAUCGGCCCGGUGUACGAAAUGCUUCCUAGAGCGGACAUCUUCUAUCUCUACAUGUUCAUCAUACCGCAGCGUUCGGAAGAUAUGGGUGGUGAAAUAGGCAGAAUUAGUCUGUGCAACCCACAUAAAGUCAAAAGGAUUGAAGUGGAAGUUGAAAAGGAGUCACUCACUGUUUCAGUUUACGGCAUUAACAUCGAGGAUUACAGGGCAACCUUUGCUAUUUUAUCCGUCACCAAUAUUUAUGGCACUCAGACCGCAUGUGGUGCUACCGAUGCCGAAUGGUACCAUCUGGAUUUAAAGGUAACCUAUCGCGGUAUCAAAAAGGCUGAUUAUUUCUUCGAAUUCGAUGUACCUUUGCAGUAUGCAGGGGAGCGGGUCUUGCUUUGCGGUACGCUGGGCCGUAAUACGUCAAAUAUAGCAACGUAUACUAUGCCUGUCAGGCACCUCACCCUUACUAAAGAACCUUUCAUUGGUUCUUUCAGUUUGAUAAACGUUGAUGCGCUGGGCCGUGCUAGCAUUGCUUCAAGGCGCCGCAUGCACCCAAUGAGUGAGAUGCGUCUGUCCAAAGCAGAUGAUUCUGUGUUGGCCCGGGGUAUCUCGUAUGAAUACGAUAAACUUGCGGAACUUGUACUCCCGUUUGAGCGGACUCUGGCAUAUGAUUUGGGUGUAAUGGAUAAAUUGGGUGACACUGCAUUGAGCCCAUCGGCAAUUCUUCGUCGGGUUCAAAGUUACUCCUCCUUGCCGUCAAAUUCAGCGCGAUAUUUGGCAUUUCCGCCUGCCAUAUCUCAUAGGGUUGGUAAUAAGUCAUACUGGUCAACAAAGGUGCAUUUUUUCCCCAAGUUGUUGUUAUCCGUGGACACUGUAUACAAAAUCACUGCUUGCGAUCGUUGGCGCCAUCCGUUUUGUUUAUCAGAAUCUGAUUUCGACACUGAUGUUGGAUAUUUACUGCCUAAUCCUUUUGUACACUCGAGGUUCAAAGCGAAGUGGGAGGAUGGCACCAUAGUAUUAUUUUUAAGCACCAGUGCUUACUACCCGGUCGUACCGCAUAUCAUAUUGGUGAAGAUGAACGUGGGAAGCAUCAUUGACUAUGACAUGUUGUGUAACAGGUCCCCUUCCAUUCCAGUGCAGUGUAUUAUAAGCGGGCGCAUGCGUGAUAACAAGGGUGGAAAACAGGCCCCUAAAAAUGCAGUCGAAAUGCUUUUCACUCAUAGGUAUGAAGUAGUUGGGCUGGAAGCAGGUUACAAUUACGCUUUAUGCUAUAGUUUUGAAGGUCGCCGUCAUAUGUCACACGGCGACCCCACCUCUGCAAAGAUACUGUCGAACUCAAGGCCUCCCGUGCAUGCACAGUUUACGUUCUUGACGACGCUGAAUCCCUACGAAAUCGAGCGCAAUCAGCGUACAACGUAUCGCUCUAAAGGUGAUAAGGAUGGUCCAGUUUUUUCUACAAGGGGCCUCCUUGAGUCCAUCAAGGUUAGAGCGGUGUACAUGUCGGAAGAUCUGAAGUAUGAUUGCUCUAACAUCUACAGCCACCUUUCUAAAGCGCCGUCCCAGAAGAGAGUGCACGUUGAAUUAAAGCCCAAGACGACCGAAUCGUUGUUCUGGUUACGCACGCAGAAGGAAGCUGUGGCCCCAAAGACAGUUGUACCUUUGCCUUUGGGAUUUUGGCUGAAGAUGGAUAACAAGUUCUGGAAGUACAAAAGCUCUCGUCUCAAUUACAACGACGUUAUAGAAGGGACGAAGAGCUUAUACAAGGUUUGCGUAUGUUACGAGGAUCAUUGUACCAGUGUUGGUAACAUGGCGUACUCUCAGGAUCGGAUUUUUGACAUUACAUCUAUAAGCCAAGCGUCUAUGCUUUCGCGUAUAGUAGUAGGCAAGAAGGUGUGCGUGUAUGGCGGUCGUGAUUUGCGAUGCUAUGAUAAUACAGGUAGCUUAAAAUCGAUGUUAACAACGCCGAUCAAAUUCAAGUCAUUGAAAGGUGUGAUAUCGUGUGUUCUUUUCCGGCAUUCCGACAAUGCUAUGCUGGUGGUGAAGGAUUACGAGCUGUUGAUUUAUGACGCGGACUUCAAAACUCGCAGCGUGGUGAGUAUUCCGACCGGCAUAGACAAGAUCUUCUCCUUUCCAAAAAUUACAUUCGUUGCACUGGUGGAUGGUUUCGUCUACUUCAUCAAAAGCGAUCAAGCUCUGGAUAUCAAAACAACGGCCAAAGAACUAACGGAAGAUGCUGAGGAGGGUAUCACUUUGGCAGAGAUGGACCACACUGCGAUACCGCAAGAUAUUUCGCCUGAUGGAUUAUCGGAUGAUUCCGUAUCUCUCCGGCCUGCAUUCUUAUCAGAGGGCACGCUUCUGGAUGACACAAAUGGCGAAACCCCAGAACAAACUGAGAGUGCAACGUUCUUGAAGGUUUCGGAAUCAACCAUGGUGAAAUUGUUAGGUGCCAGUGGCCGUAUUCUGAGGCUGGAAAUUAUCCCUUCGGAGGAUGAGGGAUCCUACAGGCUGUUCUACAUCGACGAGUCUCUCAUGUUGCAUUACAGCAUCGGGACGCUAGCAGAAGACGCGGGCGUCGUUCGCAUGGACACAAAAAUCCUAUACAGCGUCUCCAUUACUGCUUUUUUGGACAUCCCACAAGAUCGCUAUUUGACAUUAAAGGCAUUUCCGGCACGUAGCGCUGAAGUCGCUGCUACCUCGGUGUUGGUUCACAGUUAUGGUUACCCCAAAGUGGCGACAUUCCUGGUGACGGGGAAUAAAUUGGAAUUUUAUGGCCACAUGUCCACAACGUCGAAGCUCGUUGAUUUCGCCGUUAACAAGGAUCGUUUGGUUGGGUUAACCCUUGAGAUUUCACCUAAAGGUGAGAUAUCCCAAUCGCUCGUGGAGGUGAAGUUCAGUAGCAUCAUGAAAACCACGCUCAACUACACCAAUAUUCCACCGACUUUGCGUCUGGGUGUGGAAUAUUCUUUCGAACCCACGACUCUUCCGUAUCGUCUUUUGCAUUACUCCACGCAGCACGUGGAUAUUUUCAAGCAGCUUGGGCUGAAUCUGGAUGCGCGAACAGGACGUAUAUACGGUACCCCACAAACGUAUGGUAACUUCACUGUGAAAGUGAAAGGUGAAGGCCUGUUUUCCUCCACCUUUGUGGAACAAUAUUUGGUUGUUGCGUGUAGCGUAGGCCAUAUGUAUGAUAGCUCGACAAAGCAAUGCAAGCCGUGUGACGUAGGAACGUAUUGGGAAGACGAUGCGUCCCAUGGUUCGUGCAAGCCGUGCAACGAGUUUAUGAAAAACAGCUCCACGAAAGAAGCUGGAUCGAUAUCCACUGCGAGCUGCAUUUGUAAGCCAGGAUGGUUCCUAAAAGACCGGGAGUGCCAUGCGUGUCCGCAGGGAUCUACAUCGGCUGUGUACGGUUCGCUAACGUGCCCAAUAGUCGGGUACAUAGGGGAGGACGGUCGUGUGAUCAGUGGAGCCGAAUCCUUGGUUGUAACUUGCGAAAGAGGUGAGUAUCUGAAAGGUGAUAAGUGCCUGCCUUGUGAGGUUGGCUCAUAUUGCCACGGUGGCAAUGCGCAGCCGAUUCGCUGCAGCGCCGGAAUGACAACGGAGAAGCCUGGUGCAGGUGCGUAUACGGAUUGCAUGUGCAACGCGGGGUACGAAUGGGUUGGAGGCCGUUGCAUUGCGUGCAGCCGGACCUCUUACAAGGAGGAGAUAGGUAAUACCCGUUGCACGCGGUGCAGGACGGCUGCCAGCGCGAGCGGCGUGCUUUACACCCCGCACGUCGGCGCAACGUCAAGGCGCCAGUGUGAGUACUGCAAUGAAGGGUUCUACCACGAUGUGAAUAAGGUGUCUUGUGUGCCUUGCCCUGUGGAUUCGUAUUGCGCCGGUAGCGGUACCAUCCCUGUGUUCUGCCCAAGCAACACCGUCACUAAUGGCACCAACGCUAGCAGCCGCAAUGACUGUUUGUGCGCAAAGGGUUACGGAUACGGGACAGCAACUCGAUUCAUCAUGUCUUACGACAACGCGUGCACUUCGUGUCCCAUCAACACCUUCCAGCAUAUCAACGGUGCGGGAACGCAGUGUUUACCUUGCCCGCGAAACACCUACACUGCGUCGAUUGGCGCCGCUUCGUUGGGAGAGUGUUUGCCCGAGCCCGGAUAUUACAGCCCAUAUGGUAGAAGCGUAAAGGGUGUGAUUUCACAGUUAGAGUCAAUAGAUUUCAAAACGCUGGGAAGUUCUUCGUUCGUGAAAUGCAGCGCUGACGUACGUUUUGAUGCCCCGUUUUCGAUCACAGUUAUGACGCGAUCCUUGCUUUCAUGUGUUGAUCUGUGUAGGAACAACGUGUACUGCCGUUACGUUCACUAUGGAGAGAGGUUGGGCGGGAUGCAACACACCGAGCCGCAGCUGGUGGCGUACUCGUCCAAGGUUUACCACCCAUGCAAGCUGAUAAUGUCGUACGAGAGAUUCCACGUACCGGACUUAUCUGCACAUUCUUUCAAGGUUAUGGAUAGGAAAACGCACCGUUACAAUGUUCUUUGCGAAAUUGAGCGCCCGAAACUCGCCUCGAUCCCGAACGUGUUCUCGGUGUUGAAAUGCCCGAUGAACUACUAUUGCCCUGGUGGUGAGAAAUUCAGCAGCUUCCGGUGCCCUGAAAAUUCCAUGACUCUCACAACAGGCGCCUAUCACAGCGGCCAUUGUCUCUGCAUGCCCGGAUUCGAGCUCUCCAACAGCGCAAGCAUAAGUUCGUGCGUCCCAUGCAAAGAAGGAUUUUACAAAGAGAGCAUGUCGAACGCUCCUUGCACUGCUUGUCCAGCUAAGAUGACAACAUUUGGGAAGGGUGCUGUUUCUGCCACCCAAUGUGUUUGCUCUGUUGGUUUUUUCGCCUACCCCAGCUCCGAAAAGCCUCAGGCAACAUUGCCAGCACUUGUUCCAACAUCGGGUUUGCCUAUGGUGCGCAAUGCGUCUGUGUUGACAGACUUUGUGAUCGCUACGUUCAACUACUUUGGUAGUACAAAUAGCACGGAUGCGUUGAAGAAUUUCGAAUGUAAUGCAUGCCCCGAAGGCUACGUGUGCCCCGGUAAGUGGCUCCCGCACAUGGCUUUCACAAUUCACCAUCCUCCCAUUUCGUGUCCGUAUGGUUCAUCUGUGCCAUAUGUUUCUCAUAAUGUGAAUUCGGUGGGCAAAUGCAUGUGUAAACCGGGUUACGGUUCCGGUAACGCAUUUGGUGACGGUAUCGUUCUGUCUUGUCGGAAAUGCGCACGGGGUACAUUCAGUGAAACGUUUAACACAUCGACAUGCGCGGGUCGUUGCAACGAUUACGCGACGACGUUCCCUGGCGCCAAGUCUGCUAAGGAUUGUUUCUGCCUUCCUGGACGUUUCAUGACAUUGCAAAUGAUCGACGGUGAGAACAAAUUUGUCUGCAAAAAGUGCUCCGAGGGCAUCAUUUGCCCAGGUGGUUUCAGGCAUCGUGACGCAUCCGUGCAGAUAUCUGACGAUCCUAACACAGCCAUUUUCAGCCACAGUCCUCAGUAUCCACGUAUGGGUUACAUGGCCAUUUACAAACAGCAUGGAACCCAAAGUGCGGAUGAAGUGAAGUGGAUGCCUCACAAGCAUGAGACGUACAUACUGAAUCCGCCGACCCCAUCCCAACUUGGGUUGUACGAACACGUCCCUGACAUUCACCCGUGCAUUUAUCCCAACCGUUGCAAUGGAUCUGGGGGCAAUUUAUGCGUAGAUGGAACACACGGCUAUCUCUGUGGUAAGUGCAAACCUGGCUACGACACGCGUUAUUUCCAAUCCCGUUGCUUCAAGUGCUUAAACGUGUUUAUUGAAAGCUUUCGUUUGAUAUUACCUCGUGUGAUAUUGCCCCUCAUUGUGUUUUUAAUCUGCCAGGUGAACAACGGUAUCUUGUUCAGCGGCAACUUUUCUCUCAUUGUCCUAUUCAAGAUCUGGUACAUGUUCACCUUCUCUCUUGUACCGCUUGGUAUGAUGCAGCUUACUACGUCUUCCAGUCUUGGUCGAUUUUACAACCUCUACCACAACUACUUCUACAAGAUGAUUGGGCUAUUUAUGACUAUAGAGCGUGUGGGUUGUUGGGAGCCUUGGAUUCGGCGCAUUCUUGUUGUGUUGAACCGGUGGGGAUUUGGGCUUAUAAAGGUUAAUCCGGACCAAGAAAUGGAAUACAUCCACCUAUGGUAUAUACAACGUGCUGUGGUGAUUGCGAAACCAUUGGUGGAUCUCCUGGUGCUGUGCAUGUUGUAUUAUCCAUGUCGGAGUAUCCGUAAAUUUGUGGUUUUUAAGCUCUUUGGCGAAUCACAGACGAAUGCGAUGGAUUCACGCAUAGAUUCGUUACUAAAGAUGGCGGAAUCCGGUGAUUCUGUUGUUGAGGGUGGCGCUGAAGAAGGUAUUGUGUCAUUGGAAUCGUUGGAGAAACCGAGUGAUAAAGAUUCCACUCGUGAUGUGUACGUGAAGAGUCGCAAGGCGGAGAACGUGUUUUUGCUCCAGCAGAUGCUCUUUUUGCUUGUUCUGCACAUGCCAGGUUCCGUCAUCAACAGCUUGUCUAUGUUGUGGUGUACCCCUGUGCGCUAUAAGGAGGGUGACAUGGUAUACAUAUUGAUGCACCUGCCUGAGCAGGUUUGCGAUCCGAACGAUCGUCUCUUCAGAUACGGUUGGUUGGUUGGAGCAGUGAAUAUUCUUCUUUGGUUUACUAUGUUGGUCGCCUUGUUCUUUAUGCUAUCUCGGUCGCAUUAUACCCCGAGGUCGUGGAACACUCUUUUCAUGGCAGGAUGCGAUGUCAACUGCCGCUGGUGGGAUGUGGUGCAAUUAUCGCGUCAAGCGUUGCUAUGUUGCUUAAUCGUGUGCCACUAUUCAAUUGACCCGAAAGGCGACACGGAGUACAUGCGCGUGACGUGUUAUUUGAUUCUGCAUUUCAUUUACCUCACCUUACAUUUGUGUUUCUCGCCGUACGAUUAUCGCAACAAUGGUAGUUUCAACCACCUCGAGACGACGGUUUUAUUGGGUAAUCUAUGUAUGUGCAUCUUCAUACAAGGCAGUUUUAUGUACGACUUUUCGGAUUUAGCUGGGUUCCCUAUCGUGGUUUCGCUUUUGGUCCACAUCAAGAUUAUGUGGGCGAUAGCGGUUGAGUACGGCAACAUAAAGUUUGCGAACAUCAAGCGCAACGGUAAGAAGGAGUUCACCAACAUGGUGCUCGACUUCCUGCCGUCCGUUUUCGAGCAUCGCAAUGCCAAUGUAUAUUACGAUUACAAGAAUGACAACAUAGUGCUGGAGGCAGCGGAAACUCGAAUUAAAAACCGCGGAUUCUACAAUCGUUUGAUAAAACGCCCGUUAUUGAAGUUUGCCAACUUCGUGGGCCUGACAUCCAAGCGGCCGGAAGAAUCUGCGUCGUGCUGUUAUUCGUUAAAGAACCGUGACUUUUUGAUUAUGUGCAUCCAUGCGACCAUACAGAAAUGCAACAUGGACAGGGGCACUAUUGCGCUUCCCAACGCGUGGUUUUACUUUGUCACAAGCUACGUGUUUUGGUACUGCCAUUGCCUGCACAGCGAUCUUCACGACAGCAACUUGUCCAACAAUGCGUACUUCCACAAACUGGUGUUCUGCCACUUCUUCCCGCAGGACAACAUGUCUGAUGAAUCGUUAGCGAAUUUCCUGGUCAAAUUCCCGAUCAGGCGGCUCUCGUCACACCGAUCGGUUCAUCACAAUGGCAAGGCAUGCGAUGGGAAAUGUGAAAUAAUGUCAGGUGACAAGAAGAAAUGGCGAAAGGUGGAGGAAGUAGCCGAGAGCCUUCUAGUGGAAUGCUUGUUCGACACUCUCUACGACCUUGGGCCUGUGACCCUGAUAGAGUUUUAUUACGGUCUGCUCUCGCUGAAUCAGCUCCGCAACUCCGUCGUCUUCCGCCUCUUCGAAGGAUUCCGUAUUCACGCGCUCUUCCUGAAAGACGAAAAGGAAUUCCAGCUGUGCCGUGAAGCUGAUGACUUGAACGAGACGAUUUCUAACCUCAAGUAUGGUAUUUCACAGAAGGGCGAAAUGGGUGUGAUGGCGCUACAGCGGUACGAGUUGUCUUUGCAACUGGACGACAUUGACUUAUCCAUUUCGGAACUGGAGGCCAACAUCGACCGUCAGCGGAAUGUUAUCAUGGCCGGCCGUGCCGCCGCAGCGGUUGCGUUGAACCUUCAUCUUGGCGUCGACAACAUCGUUUCCAACGACUUGAAUCACGAUGAUAUAUUGGCGGCCAUAAGUUCCACGCCUCACGGAUCUGCUCAUGCCAACAACAUGCAGCGUAGGAAGGGUAUACUUGCACCCACCUACAAGCUGAGACACUAG
This is a messenger RNA of Babesia bigemina, 9045 nucleotides long. RefSeq names its product GCC2 and GCC3 domain containing protein, putative. Gene Ontology annotation, biological process: axon guidance. Lineage: Eukaryota; Apicomplexa; Aconoidasida; Piroplasmida; Babesiidae. Gene Ontology annotation, cellular component: neuron projection. Gene Ontology annotation, molecular function: transmembrane-ephrin receptor activity. The transcript has a single exon. The record is from RefSeq and is a predicted model, not a curated record. Bases 1 to 9045 code for a protein of 3014 amino acids.